Myotis myotis is the source of this 2028-nucleotide messenger RNA. RefSeq names its product tubulin tyrosine ligase like 8 (gene TTLL8). The transcript has 13 exons. Gene Ontology annotation, biological process: cilium assembly; protein polyglycylation; cilium movement. The record is from RefSeq and is a predicted model, not a curated record. Lineage: Eukaryota; Metazoa; Chordata; Mammalia; Chiroptera; Vespertilionidae. Gene Ontology annotation, cellular component: cilium. The coding region runs from base 1 to 2028 and encodes 675 amino acids. Gene Ontology annotation, molecular function: protein-glycine ligase activity, initiating.
AUGGAGCCGGGGGAGAGGAAGCGGCUCCUGUCGGCCUCCUCGGAAGGAGACUGGAGAGAAGAAAACAAAUUAAAACGAGGAGACUCAUCUGCCUCCCCCAAACUGGACAGAUACAAAAUGGCGAGACAGCUGACGGAAAAGGCAAUCAAGGACAAGAAGAUCUUCUCCAUCCACGGCCACUACCCCGUGGUGCGGGCGCUGCUGCGCAGGAAGGGCUGGGUGGAGAAGAAGCUGCACUUCCUGCCCCGGAUCUCUGUCAGUGCCGACGGCGAAGGCGAAGAGGCCGCUGAAAGUAAACGUCCUGAAAGCAAAGAAAGCCAGGAAGUGGCCUUCGAGGAAACGGACGACAUCCACGACGUGAUGUCCAGGUUGGUGCGAAACGAGGUCCCCUACUUCCUGUGGACGAUCAAAAGGGACUCCAUCGACUACCACAGCCUGAGCGGCGACCAGAUGCUGAACCACUACGGCAAGACGGCGUCCUUCACCACCAAGAUCGGGCUGUGCCUGAACAUGAGGAGCCUGCCCUGGUACGCCCAGGCCAACCCCGACGCCUUCUUCCCACGCUGCUACGGCCUGGGCUCCGACAGCGAGAAGCAGGAGUUCCUGGAUGACUUCCGGCGCACAGCGGCCUCCAGCAUCCUCAAGUGGGUGGUCAGCCACCAGCACUGCCCCAAGAGCCACGCCCAGAGCAGGCCCAAGGAGGCCCAGGACGCGGACCCCGGCAGCCAGAAAGCUCCCGAGAACGACCCGAAGCUCCUGGGCCUCCCGGGGCAGCUGGUGGACAUGGCGUGCCAGGUGUGCCAGGCCUACCUGGGGCAGCUGGAGCACGAGGACAUCGACCUCGCCCAGGACACCGCCACGGACCUGACGGAGGAGCAGUGGAAGGAGCUGACCCAGCAGUACUACGCCCUCAUUCAUGGCAAGGCCUUCAUCUCCAACCCAAGAAGCCACUUCUCGCAGUGCCAGGCUCUGCUGAACAGGAUCUCCUCGGCGAGCCCGCAGACGGAGAUCGACGGGCUUCGGAACAUCUGGAUCGUCAAGCCCGCGGCCAAGUCCCGGGGCCGGGACAUCGUGUGCAUGGACCGCGUGGAGGAGAUCCUGGAGCUGGUGGCCUCGGACAACCUCUUGGCCAAGGACAAGUGGGUGGUGCAGAAGUACAUCGAGACGCCGCUGCUCAUCUACGACACCAAGUUCGACAUCCGGCAGUGGUUCCUGGUCACCGACUGGAACCCCCUGACCAUCUGGUUCUACAAGGAGAGCUACCUGCGCUUCUCCACACGGCGCUUCUCCCUGGACGACCUGGACGGGGCCAUCCACCUCUGCAACAACUCCAUCCAGAAGCACCUGAAGAUCGACAAGGGCCGCAGCCCGCUGCUGCCCUACCACAACAUGUGGACCAGCGCGCGCUUCCAGGAGUACCUGCAGAAGCGCGGCCGCGGCUCGGUGUGGGGCAGCGUCAUCUACCCCGCCAUGAAGCAGGCCAUCGCCAACACCAUGAAGGUGGCCCAGGACCACGUGGAGCCGCGCAAGAGCAGCUUCGAGCUCUACGGCGCCGACUUCAUCCUGGGGCACGACUUCAAGCCCUGGCUGAUCGAGAUCAACUCCAGCCCCACCAUGCACGCCUCCACGCCCGUCACGGCCCAGCUGUGUGCGCAGGUGCAGGAGGACACCAUCAAGGUGGUGCUGGACCGCAAGGGCGACCGCAACUGCGACGUCGGCAACUUCGAGCUGCUGUGGAAGCAGUCUGCUGUGGACCUGCCACCGGUCUACGGGUCUGACCUCUGCGUGGAGGGCGUCAGCGUGCGGAAAGGCAAGAAGCAAAUGCCGCCCAUCCCCCACUUCAGAUUCUCCCCCUCGUUCCGGGACGCGCAGCCGCUGAAGGCGCGGGGCCCCACGGCCAUGCCCGACCUGGCGCCCGGACCCCGGGCCGUCCCGCAGCACCUGAAGCUGAAAUACGGAAAGGGGCUCGGGGCCUGGCAGCGGCCGCGGUUGAAGCAGGGAGCCGGCGUGAUGCUGCCGCUGGCCUGA